GUCAUCAUCGAAAAAGCUUCUUGAGUUCUGUUGGCAUUGGCGCAUCUUCCUCGCAUUUUCUUAUCAGUGGGUGCUUAGCAGUCCACGAGAUCUUCGAUUUGCGCUACGAUCAGUUCCUCUCGUUGAAGGUCUAUACGUCUACCAUGGAAAGGUUAUCAGGCUUGGCUAUCAUCUGCUGUUUUCUUCUGGUCAUGGGCGUCGUCCGGUGCAAGACCGUGAAGAGAGACGUUAAAGCACUGAAUGAAAUCAAGGCGUCCCUUGGGUGGAGGGUUGUAUAUGCUUGGGUUGGAGAUGAUCCAUGUGGAGAUGGUGAUUUGCCCCCGUGGUCUGGAGUUACAUGUUCACAACAAGGAGAUUAUAGGGUUGUUACAGAAUUGGAAGUAUAUGCAGUAUCUAUUGUUGGGCCUUUUCCUACUGCUGUUACAAAUCUACUUGACCUAACGAGACUGGAUCUCCAUAAUAAUAAGUUGACUGGGCCAAUUCCUCCACAGAUAGGACGGCUGAAACACCUAAGGAUACUGAACUUAAGAUGGAAUAAGCUGCAAGAUACACUCCCUGCUGAAAUUGGUGAACUUAAGAAGCUAACUCAUUUGUAUCUGAGCUUCAAUAGUUUCAAGGGUGAAAUUCCUGUGGAGCUUGCUAAUUUACCGAACCUUCGUUAUCUUUAUCUACAUGAGAAUCGUUUCACUGGAAAAAUUCCGCCGGAGCUGGGGAAUCUCAAAAAUCUGAGACACCUUGAUGUAAGUAAUAACCACUUAACAGGAACACUUAGGGAUCUCAUCCGCAAUGGUGAUUGCUUUCCUGCUCUACGCAACUUGUAUCUUAACAAUAAUCUAUUAGGUGGAGGUCUACCCGAUCAACUUGCCAAUCUAUCGAAUCUAGAAAUUCUGUAUCUCUCCUACAACAGAAUGAGUGGAGCAGUAACACCUAAGCUCGUCGAGAUACCGAGACUAACCUAUUUGUAUUUAGACCAUAACUCGUUCAUUGGGAGAAUCCCGGAUGGAUUGUACAAACAUCCCUUCUUGAAGGAGAUGUACAUUGAAGGUAACAAUUUCAAGCCUGGAACAAAGGCAAAGGGCACGCAUAAGGUGCUUGAUGUUAUUGAUACGGAGUUCUUGUUCUAGUUUGCAUAUUCAACUAUCUGUCUUCGGAGUAAAUAGUUUUUGUUUUUAUCAAUUAGCGCUGUUCAUAGCUAUUGCUGUCAUGAAUACUUUCCGAAAAGUGCUUUUUCUGCAGUCAGAUGAAAUUGAGAGCAGUAAUACCUGUAAAAUUUGGAGACCAUAUAUAAUAUGCAGAAUUUGUUAUAUGAAGAAUAUAUGUGAUUGUUUUUAGUUUGACGAAGGAAAUAUAUGCUUAUAUCUACCUUUUAUGAAUGUUUUA
Molecule: messenger RNA, 1380 nt
Organism: Dendrobium catenatum
Lineage: Eukaryota; Viridiplantae; Streptophyta; Magnoliopsida; Asparagales; Orchidaceae
Product: probable leucine-rich repeat receptor-like protein kinase At1g35710
Exons: 11
Coding region: 144-1124 (326 amino acids)
Molecular function (GO): protein binding
Source: RefSeq, a predicted model, not a curated record